GGGUGACAUGACUUCAGCUCUUGUGAUCUGAAUCUCCGAGGGCGACAUAACCUGGCAGAUCUGAUUGAAAAUAAGAUACUCAAUAGAGAAUUGACAAGCGAGCAUAUGACAGGAAAUAGUAUAUAUAGAGCCCCAUUGAAUCUUCAAGACUCAUUCUUCAUCCGCAAGUAAACAACUCGUUCCCUGAACAAGUACACGCAAACACGCAAACAUGGCAGUCGGCACAACUCUCGAGCAGCCCCGGACUAUUAAAAUCCAUUGGCCCAAACUCAACAUCAUGAUCACGGCGAUCAUGACCGAAAGAAACCCUGCCUUAGUCAAUCUGCUUUUCAGCAAGCUUCCCUAUCGCUCGCUCCAGAGCCAUGCCCUCGUUUCCGGCGACCAUUUGUACCAUCUGGUCCCCGCAGAGGCAUUGAUUUACACUCACCCAGAUCACAAAGUCCCAAACAGAGCGCUCGAGCCCGACGGAACCGUCUUCCUCUCCGGCUUCCAGCAUAUGGCUAUCAAAUACGGCACUCUGACCGAGGACCUCCCCGCCGCGCCGUGCGGAUACGUGGUACCCGAGGACAUCGAGAAGCUGAAGAAGGCCGGCUCGCUUCUCUGGGAAGCAUGCAAUGAGGCCUCCGAUCCUAUCGAGGUUAUCGUGUGGGAUGCUACCGAGGCAGAACCGAAGGGGCACAUUCCACUUACGCUAGAGCGGACAGGCGUGACUGAUGAAGUCAAGGAGCUGGUGCUUCAGAUUCACAACGAGACGGAAUUCUCCUGGUCCGGAAUCUCCUCGGACCUAGAAAUCAUCCAUCAGGGACGAGCCACGUCCCACGCCGGUUCUAAGGACUCUUACUUCGCGACCAUGCUUUUUAUAAACAGCGAGAUUCGAACGCUGGGGUAUUACAUCCUCAAUAACAUACUGAAGACGGCAGCGACCCAGCCGCACUUCGACCUGGAGCAUUUGAUCAGCAUGUAUAGAGUGUUUGUGCCCACGCCUGCGGAGUUUGUGGGCUACGUGGGCGCGCAUUUCCUCUGCUCGACUAAUCGAAAGAUCGAUGCGGUUUUGACAGAAAAGGUUGAGAAAAUGGAUGAUCAGGAGGCCGCGAGAGAGGAUUUCUUGGCUUUGAUGAGUGCCUUGGCGCAGUAUGUCAAUUUGUUGAAUGCCCAGAAUCUGCAGCUGUUUCCGUGGAAGCAUGGCGAUGAGUAUCCUGUUUUUGUUGAUUGA
This is a messenger RNA of Aspergillus steynii IBT 23096, 1213 nucleotides long. RefSeq lists its product as uncharacterized. The record is from RefSeq and is a predicted model, not a curated record. The transcript has 3 exons. Bases 212 to 1213 code for a protein of 333 amino acids. Lineage: Eukaryota; Fungi; Ascomycota; Eurotiomycetes; Eurotiales; Aspergillaceae.